ACAGGCACCGGGCGCUCCGUGCCUCUGGCCGCCGCCGGCGCCCGCUGCUCCCAGAGAAACUUUGCGGGGCUCGGGCCGGGGGGCGGCACCGGGGGGGGGCACCGCCGAGCGCGGCAUCCCGCGACGCCUGCCCGGCUGCAGCCCGCAGAGCCCCCCGCCAGCUGCCGGGGAGGGGGGGAGGAAAGGAUUUAAGAAAGGAGAUUUUGGAAUUAUUAUUUUUAGGGAGAGUCGAAAGGGAAUUUAGGAGAAGGGGGUAACGUUUGUAAGGAAAAAAAAAGUUUGUUAGAAUUUAGAGAGGGGGGGGAAAAAAAGUUUAGAAAGAAAAAUUCCGAGGGAGCGGAGUCUCUUUUUCUCUGAAGGCAAAAUAAUUGAGGGAGAGGAGGAGAAAAAACCAACCUAGGCGCAGACGGACGCGAGGAGGGCUCGUGGUGAGAACAAUACUGCGGGAAAGUUGUGCGCGGCGCGGGAGGGCGCGGCGGGACCGACAUGCCGCAGCUGGGCAGCGGCGGAGGGGACGACCUGGGGGCCACCGACGAGAUGCUGGCCUUCAAGGACGAGGGCGAGCAGGAGGAGAAGAUCCCCGAGAACGCCUUCACCGAGCGCGAUCUGGCCGACCUCAAGUCCUCGUUGGUGAACGAGUCCGAAGGCAGCGGCAGCCCCGCCGCCGCCGCGGACCCUGAGGCCAUCCGCCGCGUGCAGGAUCCGCAGAGGGUUUAUCAGGAGAAGCUCCCGGACCACAUGGACGAUGCAGGUAUGAAGCACCAGGACCCAGGGAUGUAUAAAGGAUCUGCGUACUCUGGCUACCCCUUCCUCAUGCUCUCAGACCCCUACCUGCCAAAUGGAUCUAUGUCACCUCUGUCCAACAAAGUUCCUGUCGUGCAGCCGUCCCAUGGAGUGCACCCACUCACACCGCUCAUCCCCUACAGCAACGACCACUUCAGCCACGGUUCCCACUCACCCCAUCUGCCCGCUGACAUCAGCCAGAAGCAAGCAGUGCAUCGACCUUCCCAGACCUCCGAUAUCCCUGGCUUCUACCCGCUCCCCCCCGCUGGGGUCGGCCAGAUCACACCCUCCAUGGGAUGGCAGAGCCAGUCUGUCUAUCCGCUCCCGUCAUGUGGAUUUAGACAGCCGUAUUCGUCAGCGCUUUCUGCUGGGGCUUCUUUCUCCAGGUUCACUCACCCGCUGAUGCUGGGCUCCGGCAUGCACACCACUGGCAUCCCACACCCCGCCAUCGUGCCCCACUCUGGCAAGCAGGAGAUGGAGCACUAUGACCGCAACAUGAAACCUCAGCCAGAACCAAAGAGAGAGAAGGAAGCCAAGAAGCCCACUAUCAAGAAGCCCCUGAAUGCUUUCAUGUUGUAUAUGAAAGAGAUGCGGGCGAAGGUCAUUGCUGAAUGCACACUGAAGGAGAGUGCGGCCAUCAACCAGAUCCUGGGAAGGAGGUGGCACGCACUGUCCCGGGAGGAGCAGGCCAAGUACUACGAGCUGGCACGCAAGGAACGGCAGCUCCACAUGCAGCUCUACCCCGGCUGGUCCGCGCGGGACAACUACGGAAAAAAGAAGAGGCGGACACGGGAAAAGCAGCAGGACUCCAACUCAGAUCCUGCCUCUCCUAAGAAAUGCAGAGCUCGCUUUGGCCUCAACCAACAAACGGACUGGUGCGGCCCGUGCAGAUAACUCUCUUCACUGUUCAUAGGAGGAAAAAGAAGUGCAUUCGGUACUUACAAGGAGAAGGACGCUGUGCCAGCCCAGUUUCUUCCGAUGGAAGUGCUAUAGACUCCCCUCCCUCCCCCCUGGAUGCACUCCAAUGCGUAUCCUCCGCUUUCCCUUCAGACAAGCUUGCAGCCCCCGCAGACUCCACACACAGAGAACACACCGACCCCCUCCCCGUCUCCGCUCCCCUCACAGCUGCUGUCUGCUCCUCCAGACCCAACGCCGGGUGCUCUCCCGCACCCGCAGAGCCCUCAGCCUGCAGCGUGGCUUCCACGGGGACGUAGUCCCACACCCACCCGUGUCUGCUGAGACGUUGGGCACUUUGCUCUCCCACCAAAAAGGACCAGAGGCCCGCCCCAGUUCCCUGUUUCACUGCAAAGUUAGGCAACAGAACGAUUGGAGGAUGCUGGAAAACUCAUUUGUUUAUUUGGGGGGAGGUGGCGGUUAAAGAUAGCAAAGUGAUUUUUAAAAAGGUUUAAAAAAAAAAAACAACACAAAACCUGCCAAAAUUUGAAGUGCUGAUGAGUAAAUAAGCCUUUUGUCCCCGCCCUGUGCUGCUUUUUUGUUUGUUUGGGGUUUUUCUUUCUUUACUGCAUCAUCUAUGAGUGUGGCAGAAAGCAAAGAGAGACUCCCCAGCUUGCUGCAGUAGGUGGUAGGUGCUCUACAUCUAACGCAGGCUUCCAUGUUCUGCCUUCCGAGCUGCUUUAAGCUGUAGUCCUCCUGUAGCUGUUAUACCAUGGAACUGGAAAAGCUGGAAUAGGAGCCUUUUGUAAAAGCCCUUGUGUCUGAAAAUGAAAUGUAGCGAUGCUAGCUUUGUGAUCUGACUGGAUGAUAGAGAAAUAUUUAAACAAAUGAGAUGUAUUUUUUAAACUUCUUGUUUGAGAACAGGAAGGUACUGUUUACAGGUAAUAGUCUCUGUGCAGACACACUGAAUCCCACUGGUGUGUGGCAGGGCAGAGGAUUGCUCCCCACAUCAGUCCAGUGCAGGGUUUCCCUGCUGUUGUGCUUUGGUUGUUGCAAAUUCGGGCAGCCAGAAUGGCCAUGCAGUGGGCUGGGGAGAGCCUCAAAAAGCUUCCCCUUAACCCAGCACACACGAGGAGCACGUAGGGCAAGCAGCCACACAGCCUGACUGAGGCACUCAGGUGCGCUGCGCUCCAUCUCACAAGCCAGGCUGAGGCCAGGCUGCAGGAAGGGGCUGAGCCCCACACUCCCUGCCGUGCAGCCCGGAGCAGCAGCACACUGCCCUGCCCUCUGCUCACAGGCUGCAUUUACCCUCUGCAAGACCAAAAACGUUUCUUGCUGAUUUGGUGUCUGACUUGUUAAAGAACUUACCCGAGCUUUUUCUAACAGAUCUCCCUCACCAUGAGGCCAAACAUGAAGGCAUUCUCUGCAGCCUGAGAAUGUUUACCAGGUUCUGGUAUCUUCUAUUUUGAUCUGUGGACACAUUCUGAUCUCCACAAACUGAUGUAAAUCCUAACUUAACCAAAUGUAUCGAUAUCUCUACGUUUACACACUUGGCACACAGACCAGUCCGGUCCAGUGCGUAUCUUUUCCUGCUUGAAAGAAAUGUAUUUUAGACUGCUGAAGAGAAGAACACCAAACUGAGGGAGAGAGGGGGCUAUUUUUGUCUACUUGACAGAACAGGUUUUAGAGUACUGACUACAAAUUAUGUAGUAACAUUAUUGUAGAACUGCAGGAAACUUAAGAUGACCUUUAUAAUGUAAAAAAAUUAUUUUUAUAUUUCUUUUCUUAAAACAAAAACCCGGAUUUUAUACAUUGGACUCAACUUUUUAAACAAGUUUAUGCAUCAAAGAUUGAAAAAUGAAAAAAAAAAGACACUGAUUAGUCUGUAGAGCAUCCCUGGGUUUGUUCCCCUGAUUUAGGUGCUUCUGCUUAUAGUAGUGUAGAUCUUUAAUGCGUUUUAGCUUAGAAGACCCAAACUUAUUGCUUUCUUCCUCUUCUGUGUAAGUGCAACUUUGGAAGCACUGAACGAAGCGACGUGCACAGACUGACAGAGCUGUUCUAACCCUUAGAGAAGUAGCAUUAGCUGCAGGGCCAGCUGCACACUGCGCUCAGAGGGUUAAUGAUGCAGCCAUUGCUCACACACCAUCCGCUCGUCUUUAAGUUAUUUCAGCAGGCUUACACAACAGCACGGCCCAGUGCUGAGCACAGCGACUCAGCGAGCCAUUCCCAGACCUGACACAGACUCUUCUUCUGACUAUACCUUAUAUACAUAAACCUUAAAAAAAGCUUUGUCUCAGCUCACCAUUCUUCACUUUGAGACCCUCUGAUGUAAGGUGCUGUCCAAGUGACAACUACUGUAAAAGCCACAGCUGACAAGUCGGCCACACUGCGCCCAUUAGCGGGCAGAACCAGGUGCAGAGCUGGCAUAACGUAAUGCCUGCUUGGUAUUUCAUGGUUGGACCAAAUGUAACUUAGCAGCAAAGAUGGGUAUAAAGAAAAACCUAAGAAAAACCAGCCGUCUCUAAGUAACACCAGAGGAAAUUUAAGGGAAAGUCCUGACCAGUAUUAAACCGCAUGCUGUGACCAAGGACCGAGUAGCACUAAACAGCUGUCAUUCAUUUCAGAACUCGUUAGGACUUCCCUUCAUCUAUUUCAGGGCUACUCAUAGCCCCUCCACGGUGCCCGCGCUGCCCGCCUUGCUCAGGGCACGCUGACGGGGAAAGACCCACCUGUGUUACAGCCUCCUCUCAUCACUGCCAUUCCACCCAAUUCCUGCACAAUCUCCUUGGUGGAACCUGCCUUCCCUUCUCCAGGAGCCUUCCCACGUGCAUCCAUGGCACAGAGGUGGGCAUUCCCAGGGCACAGACAGGCGCACACUUUCUGACCGCUGCUCCUAAACAGAUCUCACACCAACGCAGCAUCAUUUCGGCCUUUGCUGUUACCUGAAAGCUUAAAUGGCACAACUUAUUUCCUUCCCCAAAACACAUAAGAGACCUCAGAGCUGCCCAUUUCCGAGACAGAACAGCAAGCUGACCGACUUCUGAUCCAUGCCCUAUGGUUAACAGUGCCAAAACAGAGUUACUUCUAUUAAUGCCAAAAGAAAUCUCUAGAAAUGCUCUAUGAAGUGUUAUUAUUUUGUGUUAAUGUGCUUUUUUAAUAGAAGGAAAGCAUCGCCCUGAAGUUUUUAAUUGCAAAAAGAAUUUUUUUUUUCAGUUUUUUACAGCAAUUUCAACUUCUCUCAAAAUACUUAUUUGAAUUCCUGAAACCACUCUGAAUGUGGAAGUCAUGGAAAUACCACUUCAUUAAACCAAGAACAACCACUGUAUGUAUGUAGCAGGGAUAAAUGUUUUGCAGCUGUACUUUCAUUUGUCCAAUGAUUAUCCAUCAUUUGUUGUAAUUUUUUUACUUCACCGAGUUUGUAUUUUUUGGCUUUUAUGUUCAAAAUAUGUUUAUAGCUUUAUAAAUAAAGUAAUUGCCAGACUGGCUGUUCAAAAUAGGCCACUGGAAAUUAUAAGCCUA
Molecule: messenger RNA, 5196 nt
Organism: Gallus gallus (chicken)
Lineage: Eukaryota; Metazoa; Chordata; Aves; Galliformes; Phasianidae
Gene: TCF7
Product: transcription factor 7 (T-cell specific, HMG-box)
Exons: 12
Coding region: 487-1677 (396 amino acids)
Biological process (GO): regulation of transcription by RNA polymerase II; canonical Wnt signaling pathway
Cellular component (GO): beta-catenin-TCF complex
Molecular function (GO): RNA polymerase II cis-regulatory region sequence-specific DNA binding; DNA-binding transcription factor activity, RNA polymerase II-specific
Source: RefSeq, a predicted model, not a curated record